AUGCACACAUACGCACACACAUACAUACAUACAUGCAACCAACAGGUCGCCACUGACGCCUGGACUGUCCGUCGCGGCGAAAUCUCGGGCAUAAGGCCUUCCCUUUCUGCCGCUGUCUUCCCUGGAGUGCCCUCCGGCAACCCGCCCUCGGUUAAUGUUAGUUAUACCAUCAACGGUACCUACAACCGCCCGGGAUACCAUUUCGGCUACGCCGACUGGGACUCCCCAGUUUGGCAAUCCACCGGGCUCUACGCGCUGCCGGGCCAGGCCAUCACCGUUACCUUGUCGACCUUGAGUGCCGUGGGGAGGGGGCUGCAAGUGCAGAUCGGUGCCCACACGGACGACCUGACCGGCAAGACGACCUGGUACCGAGUGCCCCACAUCGUCAAUCGCUUUGACUUGAAUACCACAGUAACCUCCGCCGCGAACCCCCUGGGGGGUCCCGUGUUCAUUUUGGUUCCCGUGGGAGCUACCCUGGGAAGUGUGCAGAUUACCAUCGGGGGUGCCAUUCGGGCGCCGUACUUCCGUCUGAAUGUAACUCAGCUGAACGAUUGGAACAGUACCAUCCGGAAUUACCCGGCGCCUUGGGCCGAGCUGGACAGUGGGAAGUUGGUGCUCAUGCUGCCCUCCAGGGCUAUUCGUAACAUCACCAACCCAGUUCCGUUGCUGGAGCACUGGAAUCUGGUCAUGGACCAUAUGGCGAACCUUGCCAACAUAACCAGCGCUCGAGCACGGGAGGAGCGCUUCCUGGUGGAUGCUGACAUCAGCGCUGGUUGGAUGCACUCGGGCUACCCUGUCAUGGCAGCUGACAUGUAUGUAUGUAUGUACAUACAUGUAUGGAUGCAUGUGCAGGCUCAGGGCGCAUGGGGCCCCUACCACGAGCUGGGGCACAACCACCAAUGGAGCGAGAUGCAGUUCUCCGGAACCACCGAGAGCUUUGUCAACCUCUUCACCGUGUAUGUGCUGGAGAUGACUGGUGUGCCCCAAACGGCCUGGGGCAACUGGGACAACGUUUCACCGACGGGGCGUGCCGCACUUCGCGCCAAGUAUUUCGCCGAUGGUGCUAACUGGGCGCGAGACUGGGACGUAUGGGUAGCUCUGGAUACCUACCUGCAGCUGAAGGAGGGCUUUGGCUGGAACUUCUACCGCAGGCUGUACACUGCCUACCAACAGAUGCCCCUACCGCUUCCGGCCGAUAACGUGCAGACCUGGAUACAGACGAGCAGCAAAAUGGCUGGUGUCAAUCUAGUCCCGUUCUAUCAGAAGUGGAAUUUCACUGUGACCCAGGACACCAUCAAUGCUGUGGCCUCUCUGCCAACUUGGACGAGCAACCCCUUCAAUGCACAAGGAUAAAAUUGAUCCAAAAUAGCUAUUGCAGCAUAUAAUGAUGCUAACCAGCUGGGAAUGAAUACGUGUCUUCUUUCGGUGGACAUACAUGCGCGAAUUUACACGUGCAGAUGUGGAUACAAUUCGCGAGACGCAGCCUAACAUAUAUAGCUAGGCCAACAUGUAAACGCAGCGCCGUACGCUGCGUCGCGACCUGUUCCCAAGCUAAUAAACGAGCACAAAAUAUUGCUGUAGCUGUUACAACUCAAUAUCUCAAUAUCUUGCAUUUUUGAAUUUUCCGGGAUUGAAAGAAAUGGCGGGCGUGCGGGCGGGCUGGGGGGAGGGGAGGGCUACUCGUUUCUUAUUAGAAAUUUGCAUGUAUGUGCAUGUGUAUGUACAUGCAGCCGCCGGAAGACCUAGAUUCAUCAGAGAUGAGAAGAAGGGGCUUCUUGCAUUCCAUCGAGCGACGCAAGCUUGCUGGCCGCGGGCUUCAUUCCUCUUACAAACCAUGGUUUCAUUGUAUACGACGCGUACCCCCUCCCCCCGCCAGCGGGGUAGUCGUUCAUGGUGAAAACCUAAAAGUAUGUAUGCGCUGCAGUAGCGGGCCCGAACUGCUGAAUAUUGUACGAGGGAAGCUAGGUCUGAAUUUGCCUCCGUUUCGUACAUGUGAUUGUGCAGUACUAAUAGCACGUGGUAACGAACCAACCAACCGUCAGCAAAAGGAUGACGUUGGCCGAGCUUUCCAGCGGCUGAUGAUGCGUAACAAAUCAUCAUGACUCGCACUGGUACCCAUUUGUUUGGCCACGUAUGGUUUUAUGUAUUAUUAGUUGUGCGUACACACACGUUUAAAGACCAGAUAUCCUCCGUGGCCCCCGGCAACUUGGGAGGCAACUUUGCACCCAUCCAAAUACGCCGUAUUUUACGUAGCAGUAGUACACGGCGUCAUCAUCACGGCCGCGCCUCAUCACACUGUGGGUGCGUGGGGUUGUCGAAUGGGGGGUAGUAUACCAGUAUAUUCAUGUACUGCUUGCUGAACACAUCCCGUGGAUACCACCCCUCUUCUUCCCAUUGGCCGAUUGGGAAACUUGGGGCGCUGAUGGUCACUAGUAGAGCUAUAUACCUCUUGCUUGCUAUACGUGAAUUAGAUCUUUACAUCGAGAAUUAGGUAUAGCUAGCUCUGAUUGCGACCACGUGGCCGUGGACGAUAAUGCGAUCGAUGCAGCGGCGAGCAGUGUGGCGAUUGGAUUGUUAUCGAGUCAUCGAGCUCGAGUGGUGAACCAGCUGGUUCUCGCAUUGCAGCAGGAGGCAGUUGUUCUGAAUCGUGGACUCCUUGGAUAGGGCUUUCCCUCAAUAUAUGUAUGUAAGUAUGUAUGUAUGUGCGUAUGAUGCGUAGCUGGUACAGUGACCAGGUGGUGGUGGCUGCGGCAGGUGGUGAGCAGGCGGUGGCACGGGCAUUCACCGCGAGCGGUGAGGCAGCCACAUACACCAUCUGCAUCGAUCUGCACGCAGCAACCCUGUGGAUGCACGGCUGGUCGGUGGACGAGAAACUAAAAAAUAGAGUAUACCUGUGUGAAUAAGGUUAAUUUUCCGGAUGAGGAAAAUAAAGUUGUUUGAUGAUACGGAUUUGACAAGAUGGGUUAUGUUGAUGUUGUUUGCUAGAUAAAGGAGAAAGCUGCCUUGCAACGAAAUAGGAGGAACGACAUGUAACUGACUGGAUGAUGGGCACGCUAGCUAUUGAGGAAUAGGGCGCGGGCUGGGACCAUCGGUUUGCAUUCAGCAGCGUGAUCCGCUGACAAACAGCCGUAAAAGUUGGCCUAGGGUAGGGGGCUGUAAGACUCUGCAAGGGGAAUAUCCUCGGCCGCAAGUCCGGCAGCUCGCGCACCAAUAAGUCGAUACGUAGACCCCGAACCGGCAGAAUUGUAAUUUGUU
Molecule: messenger RNA, 3255 nt
Organism: Volvox carteri f. nagariensis
Lineage: Eukaryota; Viridiplantae; Chlorophyta; Chlorophyceae; Chlamydomonadales; Volvocaceae
Exons: 12
Coding region: 1-1353 (450 amino acids)
Source: RefSeq, a predicted model, not a curated record